Coregonus sp. 'balchen' is the source of this 9937-nucleotide messenger RNA. The record is from the annotation of a GenBank genome assembly. NCBI's taxonomy places the organism in Eukaryota, Metazoa, Chordata, Actinopteri, Salmoniformes, Salmonidae.
AUGGCAGCUAUUGCCAGCGGUUUGAUCCGACAGAAGAGACAGGCACGGGAACAACAAGUCCACCGGCCGACGCCACACCGACGGAGGCGAAGCCCCAACAAGAAUAAAGGACUUUGUAACGGGAAUUUGGUCGACAUCUUUUCCAAAGUGAGAAUCUUCGGCUUGAAGAAGAGACGGCUACGGAGACAAGGUGUGGGCAGAGGGGAAAGCGCGGGAGACGCAUGGACACAUACAUUACGGUUGUAAUUAUGCGCGAGGGAGAGAGUAGGCUGACGUUAGCUCCAACGGUUCAAUAGUUUACCCCUACAUGCAUUAAUAAAAACAGGUAGUUAACGAAAGUAGCCUAAGCAGUGUGGCCGGUAAGUUUGACCACAUUGCUGUUUCAUUCCUUACAAAUAUAGUUCUUGUGAUAACGUUGACGCUCUCGUCCUCUUGAUAAGGCUUCAAAUGACGCCUUUUAAUUAGCCUAGGAGUUGUGACUUUUGUGGGGAAAUAAAGAUUUCUAGCCUAAUCUUUCCUUGAUUGGUUUAUUGCUGAUUGCUAGUUUGAGUGAAGGGUUUGAGUCAGACAAAAUCGAUAUUUCAGUUAGGUGUUACAUACAGAUUAAAAUACGUUUGAGGGUUGGAUAGCUGUAUCAGGUUGCCAUAUUAAAUAUCUCACCAAACUUGAAAAUAUUUCAGUUGGCCAUCUUAUAGGUAUUUAUCACAGAACUUGAAUUAUGUUGAGUCAAAGAACUGAGACUGGUUUUGACAUGUAGCCUACUGAAUUUGACAUAUCUUGAUUCAUACAUACAGUAUAGCUGACACCACCAAUAUAAGAGAAUUACAUUUUUUCCCUCAUCAAUGACAAGCUCUGUAUGACAGUGGGUAACUGGCAUGACUGGUCUCAGGAGACGGGGGGACUGACUGUGAGCGCAGCAACCUCAGUCAAGUGACAGCCAUUUUGUCAAAGCCAGUGACAUUCAGUGCAACCUGUGGCCUCUUAGAUGAUGGGGUGCAUGCAUGCAGAACACAGUACAGUCUGAGACACAUGCUGUGUGUGUGUGUGUGUGUGUGUGUGAGUGUGUGUGUGUUUGUGUGUGUAUGUAGUUGAGAGGAGUUGCCUCAAGCAUCCUGUCAAAAAUUAAGUAUAAAAUCAGGGUUUCUUAACCUCGGGGUGAGCAAGGGGUAAGGGGAGUGGGAAGAGGAGGGGUGUGAAGAUGAGGAGAGGUGUGAAGGGAGAGAGAGAAGAGGAGAGGUGUGAAGGGAGAGGAGAAGAGGAGGAGAGUGGAAGGAGAGGGAGAAGAGGAGGAGAGGUGUGAAGGGAAAGGGGAAGAGAAGGAGAGGUGUGAAGGGAGAGGAAGUGGAGAGGUGUGAAGGGAGUGGAGAGAGAAGGAGAGGUGUGAUGGGAGAGGGAGAAGAGGAGGAGAGGUUGAGGAGGAGGUGAGAGGUUGUGAAGGGGAGAGGAGGCGAAAGCGAAGGGGGGAGGGUAAGGAGGAGAGGGUGGGAGGGAGAGAGAGAAGAGGGAGGGGGGGGGAAGGAGAAAGAGAGGAGGAGGAGAGGGUGAAGGGAGGGGGACCGCGCGGAGAGAGGGGGGGGAGGAGAAGGAGGAAGGUGUGAAGAGAGAGGAAAGAGAGGGAGGGGUGAAGGAAGGAGAAGAGGAGAGGUGUGAAGGGAGAGGGAGAAGAGGAGGAGGAUGUGGGGGGGAUGGAAAUGGAAGAGUGGAUGCAAUGGCAGAUGGAGAGGAGAGAGAAGGAUGGAAACAUCCCAUUUGUUCACCAUUCAUUUUUCAGUAAGACAGAGAAUAGGUAAUGUCUGCUUUGAUUCCAGAAGGAAGACUGCCCCUCCACUCUUCUCUCGGGAGAGCCCUCCGAGCGGGUAGGAAGAGAAGAGGCUAUCCUCUCCCCUUCCUUUCUUCCUCUCUCUCGCUCUCUCUCUCUCUAUCUCUCUCUAUCCUCUCUGCCUCUCUCUCUCUCUCUCCUCUCUCUCUCUCCUCUCCCUCUUCCCUAGCUCCCUCUCCACAUACUUCCCUCUCCAUAUCUUAUGUCCUUCAUCUACCAUUUUCUCUCCAUUGUCUCCUCUGUUUUUGAUACAGUAUAUCUCUCUAUCUUUAUCUCUUUCCAAAUCUCCAGUCUGACCCAUCUGCUUUCUGAACAUUCUCAACCAUCUAAUUGAACAAGCGGUCACACCAGCUGUUAUCUAGAAGGCUGGAGUCAUUCUGAUACACUCUCAGCUGACAUUUAGGGAUCUAAGAAUUCUCAGAAUGUAAAGAUGAAAACUUCUGUGGUAUCCCUAUCUGAUAUCUGAGGGAGUUUAACAUGGCUACGUGUGUGUGUGUGUGUGUGUGUUGGAGGGGAGGUUUAAUCUCUUAAUCUUAUUGCUCAGAGUGUGAUGGGGACUCUCCCUUCCUCUCUCUCCUCCUUCUGUUCCUUUCCUCUCCUCUCCUUCACACCUCCUUCCACUAUUCACCUCCACUAUUCCUCCCUCCCUCCCUCCAUCCCUCCCUCGCCUCUGCUUCCAGCUGUGGUAGCUUCUGGUUGAAGCCUGGCCAUAUAUCCUCAGGCUCUCUCCUCUCUCCUCCCUCCUCCCUCCUCUCUCCUCCUCUCUCCUCUCCUCUCCUCUCUUCUCUGCUCUCCUCUCUCCUCUCUACUCCUCUCUCUUCUCUCCUCCUCUCUCCUCUCUUCUCCUCUCUCCUCUCUCCUCUCUCCUCUCCUCCUCUCUCCUCUCUCCACUCUGACUGUGUGACUGGGUCUGAAUCCUGGCGACACACACAAGGUUUUCUGAAGGGCAAACAUAAACUCUACUUCUCUCUUUCCAUCUUUCAUUCUCUCUCUCUUCCUCUCUCAUCGGUAAUGUUCAAAUACUGUCAAAAGCCACCCUCUCCUCUUCUGCUUCUUGAAGUACUGGAAAAUGUGUUCUUCCUUCUUACAUUCACACCUUCCUUGAAGUAGUCACAAAUAGCAGAAAUCAUUCAUUGGUCAUAGAAUUCCUAGUACAUGUAUGUUACAGGAACAUCCACCAUCUGUAGUUGACCUGAGAGCCCAUGUAGAAUCCAGAUAUUCCUGAUUUAGAGUAGCCUACCACUGAGGACAAAUACUGUAACGAUUGCUCUCGCGCAACACAGAAUCUUAUGAUAUUGACAUUUUGAUUUAUGGCGACAUGCAUUAUUCAAUACAUGUUCUAUUCAAUAGAUCAAUAUCAUUUUGAUGAAAAUGAUAUGGAUCCUCAUGGGGAGGAUAACCGGAGAUUAACCGGUGUUGGAACAACGCAGACAAAGACGGGGGAAUACCUUCCUCUGGAAAAGCAGACAGGGACAUCGGAAUCACGAGACUGUAUCCAUGGCAACCCAUACAAACCCAUACAUAGAGGGAAUCCUGGACCAGUAUCCCUAGUAACAGACAGGAUAUGGGAAUCUGGGAAAAUGUGGAUUUCUCCCUAGUAACACACAGCAGGUCAGAGAGGAAGGAAAGAGACCCUCCCUGUUGAAACAGACAGAAUUCCCAAAGUUAGUUCCUUCUAAGCUAAAAUGUUAAGAAAUACAAUUCCCAUUAGUCAGAUUUAUGGAAGCUUGGGAAUUCUGUAUCUGUUUUGGGUCCUCUUGACCAAGUGUUUCCCUUGAAAAGGAGAUGCACUUUAGGAAAAGGGCUUUGUUUUUCCCACAUUCCAUGUCAUGUUUGACUCUAUGCAGAUUUGAACUAUGUAAUGCUACAGAGGCUCAGGGAGACAAGACCCAGGAGAGUCUAGUUAAGGUACAGAUGUGUCUUCCUGAUACCCUCACUGUCUCUGAGUGGAAGUCAAUGGUCUGGUAAACACUCUUUAAUUUAACACUCAUACGGAACAGGGUUUCCAUAAGGAGACACACACACACAGAGAGAGAGAGAGAUACUCAUUAAGGUAUUAGAGGAAGCCCUGACACACUCAAUUAAACAGUGUUUAAAUAGGUCUCUCUAAGUGAAUCUGUACUGUUGAAGUACUUUUAGAGCAUAACCUACACUACUCUCAUCUCAGUGACUCCACCUCUAUCUCCUCCUCAUGUCUACUCUGUUCUCAUCUCAGUGACUCCACCUCUAUCUCCUCCUCAUGUCUACUCUGUUCUCAUCUCAGUGACUCCACCUCUAUCUCCUCCUCAUGUCUACUCUGUUCUCAUCUCAGUGACUCCACCUCUAUCUCCUCAUGUCUACUCUGUUCUCAUCUCAGUGACUCCACCUCUAUCUCCUCAUGUCUACUCUGUUCUCAUCUCAGUGACUCCACCUCUAUCUCCUCCUCAUGUCUACUCUGUUCUCAUCUCAGUGACUCCACCUCUAUCUCCUCAUGUCUACUCUGUUCUCAUCUCAGUGACUCCACCUCUAUCUCUUCAUGUCUACUCUGUUCUCAUCUCAGUGACUCCACUUCUAUCUCCUCCUCAUCUCUACUCUGUUCUCAUCUCAGUGACUCCACCUCUAUCUCCUCAUGUCUACUCUGUUCUCAUCUCAGUGUCUCCACCUCUAUCUCCUCCUCAUGUCUACUCUGUUCUCAUCUCAGUGACUCCACCUCUAUCUCCUCAUGUCUACUCUGUUCUCAUCUCAGUGACUCCACCUCUAUCUCCUCAUGUCUACUCUGUUCUCAUCUCAGUGUCUCCACCUCUAUCUCCUCCUCAUGUCUACUCUGUUCUCAUCUCAGUGACUCCACCUCUAUCUCCUCAUGUCUACUCUGUUCUCAUCUCAGUGACUCCACCUCUAUCUCCUCAUGUCUACUCUGUUCUCAUCUCAGUGACUCCACCUCUAUCUCCUCAUGUCUACUCUGUUCUCAUCUCAGUGACUCCACCUCUAUCUCCUCCUCAUCUCUACUCUGUUCUCAUCUCAGUGACUCCACCUCUAUCUCCUCAUGUCUACUCUGUUCUCAUCUCAGUGACUCCACCUCUAUCUCCUCCUCAUCUGUACUCUGUUCUCAUCUCAGUGACUCCACCUCUAUCUCCUCCUCAUGUCUACUCUGUUCUCAUCUCAGUGACUCCACUAUCUCCUCAUGUCUACUCUGUUCUCAUCUCAGUGACUCCACCUCUAUCUCCUCAUGUCUACUCUGUUCUCAUCUCAGUGACUCCACCUCUAUCUCCUCAUGUCUACUCUGUUCUCAUCUCAGUGUCUCCACCUCUAUCUCCUCCUCAGUCUACUCUGUUCUCAUCUCAGUGACUCCACCUCUAUCUCCUCCUCAUGUCUACUCUGUUCUCAUCUCAGUGACUCCACCUCUAGUGACUCCACCUCUAUCUCCUCCUCAUGUCUACUCUGUUCUCAUCUCAGUGACUCCACCUCUAUCUCCUCAUGUCUACUCUGUUCUCAUCUCAGUGACUCCACCUCUAUCUCCUCCUCAUGUCUACUCUGUUCUCAUCUCAGUGACUCCACUAUCUCCUCCUCAUGUCUACUCUGUUCUCAUCUCAGUGACUCCACCUCUAUCUCCUCAUGUCUACUCUGUUCUCAUCUCAGUGACUCCACUAUCUCCUCAUGUCUACUCUGUUCUCAUCUCAGUGACUCCACCUCUAUCUCCUCCUCAUGUCUACUCUGUUCUCAUCUCAGUGACUCCACUAUCUCCUCAUGUCUACUCUGUUCUCAUCUCAGUGACUCCACCUCUAUCUCCUCCUCAUGUCUACUCUGUUCUCAUCUCAGUGACUCCACCUCUAUCUCCUCCUCAUCUCUACUCUGUUCUCAUCUCAGUGACUCCACUAUCUCCUCCUCAUGUCUACUCUGUUCUCAUCUCAGUGACUCCACUAUCUCCUCAUGUCUACCUUGUUCUGGUCAUUAGUAACGACUAAAUAGUAAUAGACGGUUAAAGGGAUUUUUCACCCCCAAAUGAAUUGACCAGACGUUUUCUAAGAUCUUCUAAAAUGUACUCUCAAGUGGUUGAAAGUUGAGCUGAACAGACAGACCACUAGUGUAGGGUGUUGGUAACCAUUCCUCCCAUCACACCCCUGUUCCUGGUGUGAAAGAUGGGAGCACCCGAAAACUGGAAAAUACCUUUCUCACUCUGUCUCACUCUUUCUCUAUUUCCCUCUCUCGCUAUUCUAAACUGGGUCAGUCUCGUCUGCAGUUAUAGUCUAUCAUGUUCAUUGGAGCAUACCUUUUUUUCUCUGACACACACACACACACACACACACACACACACCACCACCAACAACAACAACUACUUCAGAGGGGAUUCCUGUCACGAUCGUUGGUAAGAGAUGAGGACCAAGGCGCAGCGUUGCAGACGAACAUACUCUUUAUUUGUGAAAUACACGAUCAAAACAACAAAACGAUAACGUGACCGUCCACGGUCAAACACAAACCAACUAGCACAAGAUCCCACAACUAUUGUGGGAAAACAGCCUCUAUAAAUAUGGCUCCCAAUCAGAGACAACCAGCCACAGCUGACACUCGUUGCCUCUGAUUGGGAACCACUCUAGCCAACACAGAAAUACAACAUAUAGAAUAUACACACCCUGGCUCAACAUAUAGAGUCCCAGAGCCAGGGUGUGACAGUACCCCCCCCUAAAGGCGCGGACUGCGACCGCGCCUAAACGUACACAAACCAGGGGAGGGCUGGGUGGGCAUUCCUCCUCGGAGGCGGUUCCGGCUCCGGGCUUGACCACCACCCUUCCACCAUCCCCCCGUGGCGCCCCUGGUCCGGUCUGGCCCCGCUGGCUGGAGCUGGACCGGACAUCGUAGAAGCGGACCGCUUAGGCUCCGGUGUGGAGCCGCUGACCGGUACCUUACCAGGCACCGGUGACCCAGGCACGGGUUGUGCUGGACUGACGACGCGCACCCCUGGCUUGGUGCGUGGAGCCGGAACGGGCCGGACCGGGCUGACGACUCGCACCCCUGGCUUGGUGCGUGGAGUAGGAACGGGCCGAACCGGGCUGACGAUGCGCACCCCUGGCUUGGUGCGUGGAGUAGGAACGGGCCGAACCGGGCUGACGAUGCGCACCCCUGGCUUGGUGCGUGGAGCCGGAACGGGCCGGACCGGGCUGACGACUCGCACCCCUGGCUUGGUGUGUGGAGUAGGAACGGGCCGGACCGGGCUGACGAUGCGCACCCCUGGCUUGGUGCGUGGAGUAGGAACAGGCCGGACCGGGCUGGCGACGCACACCGUAGGCUUGGUGCGAGGAGCAGGAACAGGCCGGACCGGGCUGACGAUGUGCACCCCUGGCUUGGUGCGAGGAGCAGGGACAGGCCGGACCGGGCUGGCGACGCACACCGUAGGCUUGGUGCGAGGAGCAGGGACAGGCCGGACUGGGCUGGCGACGCACACCGUAGGCUUGGUGCGAGGAGCAGGGACAGGCCGGGCCGGGCUGUGGAGACGGAUAGGAGACCUGGAGUGAAGAGCUGCCACAACCCGUCCUGGCUGAAUGCCUACCUUCACACACUCUGUGUGAGGCAUCAGCACAGGACGUACAGGGCUGUGUACCCGUACUGGCAUAACAGCACGUGACACUGGCGCAGGAUAUCCGGGACCGAGGAGAGGCACUGGAGGCCACGAGCGCUGAGCCGGCACACUCCGUCCUGGCUGCAUGCCCACCUUCGCACAACACAUGCGGGGUGCUCGCACAGGACGUACCGGACUAUGCCGGACCACUCGUGGCACAGUACGCAGCUCCGCAUACCCCGGAACCUGACCAGUCUCAUGCUGCCAUGCCUGAGUACGGGGAGUUGGCUCUGCUCUCCAUCCAGGCUCCGCCAACCUGCCUUCUGGCCCCCCAAACCCGGUGGCCUCCUCUCCUAAUCUCCCAAUACAACCUGUGGCAGCCUCCUGCUGCCCAGUCGCCCAUGCCGUGUGCCCCCCCCCCUAAAAAAUUUCUGGGGUUGCCUCUCGUCCGUCCGACGACGACCCUGUUGACGCCGUUGCUCCUCUCUCGCCAGGGCCUUAAUCCUAGCCCAUGGCCCUUUGCCCCCGAGCAUGUCCUCCCAGGACCACGAUUUGCCCACCUGGGCCAUCGCCAACCUCUCCAGCUCCUUUCCCGGCGCUUCCUCCCAUGUCCAGGCCGCCUGCUCCUGGACACGCUGCUUGGUCCUGGUAUGGUGGGAUCUUCUGUCACGAUCGUCGGUAAGAGAUGAGGACCAAGGCGCAGCGUUGCAGACGAACAUACUCUUUAUUUGUGAAAUACACGAUCAAAACAACAAAACGAUAACGUGACAGUCCACGGUCAAACACAAACCAACUAGCACAAGAUCCCACAACUAUUGUGGGAAAACAGCCUCUAUAAAUAUGGCUCCCAAUCAGAGACAACCAGCCACAGCUGACACUCGUUGCCUCUGAUUGGGAACCACUCUGGCCAACACAGAAAUACAACAUAUAGAAUAUACACACCCUGGCUCAACAUAUAGAGUCCCAGAGCCAGGGUGUGACAAUUCCCACAUUGCUGUAGAGACUCAGAAGAGGGUGUGGUCUAUUUGUGUGAAAGAAAGUGUGUGUAGAGUGUGAGUGUGUGUUUGUGUGUGUGUAGAGGGAGAGAGUGAGAGUGUAUGGGGUGUGGUCUACAUGUGCAGAGCAUCAGAUGAAUAUUAAUGUCAACAGAGGGGGAAUCCUUCAUUACUACAGAGACACAGGCGGGUGCUGUGUGUGUGAGGCAGGAUGGUGCUGUCGGUGUGUGUGUGUGUUGGGUCCAACUAUUUCACCACUUCAUCCAUGGCUUCUCUUUCUAUUCCUUUAUUAUUUUCUCUUUCUCCUCAGCCCUGGAACACUCUUCUGUUCCAAAGUCCUUCUUUUACCCUUUCUCUCUCUGUUUUCUAUGUUUGACAUGUUUCUCUGGCUGUUUUGUGAGAAGGAGUUGGGGAGAAAAUAAUUAAGUCUCGGGAUUGUGUGAGUGUGUGUGGACUGGGUUGCACACACAUGCUGACAUUCUCAGACAUUUCUGAGAUGAAGAUCUUUUUCUCCUGAGCUCCGGUCUGUCUGCUCACUCUUUUUUGUGAAAACAGACUGAUAUUGUCAUGGAGAUAAAAUAAACCUGAUAAUGUAGUCUAGAACUGUCACACUGAAGCCAGCCCACCUUUUAAUGAUACACUAACUCUCUCUCUCUCUGUCUCUGUCUCUCUCUCUCUCUCUCUCUCUCUCUCUCUCUCUCUCUCUCUCUCUCUCUUUCUCUGUCUCUGUUCUCUGUCUCUCUCUCUCUCUCUCUGCUCUCUCUCUCUCGUUCUCUCUCUCUCUCUCUCUCUCUGUCUCUGUCUCUCUCUCUCUCUCUCUCUCUAUCUCUCUCUCUCUCUCUCUCUCUCUCUCUCUCUCUCUGUGUCUCUCUCUCUAGAUCCACAGCUCAAGGGCAUAGUGACCAGGUUGUACUGCAGACAGGGAUACUACUUGCAGAUGAACCCAGAUGGAUGUCUGGACGGGACCAAAGAUGACGGCACUAACUCCUGUGAGUCCGCACGAACACACACACACACACAGAGGGGGGUAGAUUGAGUGACUGAGUGGCAACCUCCGUCAAUCCAGUGACAGCCAUUUUAUCAGAAGUCAUCCAAUCACAGAUCUCAUACAGUACACGUCUGAUAUAGACAGAUGAGAAGUGACACACAGAAGUCCAGAUGAACACGGCUCUGUGACUAAUGUCAUUUCUCACACGGCUACUACACGCAUGUGUCAAGUCUCAUACACGUCUCGUGUGCCAUUCAUGAAAUUAAGUGUCAUGGUAGCUCACAUGUAUAUACUGUAUCAUUCCAUUGUAGUCAUGUGUGUGUCACAAAUGGUUGACUGAGUAUCUGAAUCUUAUAUAGAUGCAUAGGCUAUUGCAUACGUACGCAUACACAGACACACACACACACACACACACACUCACACACACACAUACACACACAAUAAUGUCUAUUCUAUCUGUAAGAUUUUCAAUCCUCUUUAUUGUGCUGAUUGGUCUCUCAGCUCUGUUCAACCUCAUCCCAGUGGGCCUUCGAGUGGUGGCCAUCCAGUCAGUCAAGAUGGGUCUGUACAUCGCCAUGAACGGGGAGGGACACCUCUACUCAUCA